AUGAGUAUGAACUUGCGUGAAUGGAUGACGAACAAUGAAGAAAUUCAAUCAAUAAUACCAGAUGAUGAUAAAUCAGCAGGCGGAUUAUGUUCUCCACUUUCUUUACGUGGAAAGAUAUUGCUGCAACAAAUAUGGAGCAAGGGCUAUGACUGGGACGAUUUAUUAGAGAAGAAAGAUUCCGAUGCAUGGGUGGAAAUAAGAAGCGACUUGGAACAAAUUGAAAGUGUUAAGUUUCAAAGAAAUAUUUGUAUGACAAAUGAUGUGAAUAAUGUUGAAUAUUCAUUAGCUUGCUUCUGCGAUGCUUCGGACAAAGCAUACACUGUAUCAAUAUACCUAGUACAAGUGAAAGAAGACGAGUACAAAUCAGAUCUUAUAUUUUCAAAGAGCAGACUGACACCAAUAAAAGGAAUGACAAUACCAAGGCUCGAACUGAUGGCAGUUUUGAUAGGAGCUAGAUGCCUUAACUUCGUAGAAAAGGAAUUAAAGUUGGAGUGUAAAAAUGUCGUUCUGCUGACAGAUUCUCAGUGUGUUCUCCAGUGGUUAUUAUCGGACAAAUUACUCCCAGUGUUUGUGAAAAACCGUUUGAAAGAGAUCAAAAGUUAUGGCAAUAUAACAUAUCGCUAUGUGAAUACAACGGAAAAUCCUGCAGAUAUAGCAAGUCGCGGAAGUACACUGGUCAAAUUGUUAGAAAAUAGGAUAUGGUGGCAUGGGCCACAAAUGCUAAGGCACUGCACUUUGGAUUUAUUGAACGGGAAACCAGUUAGUAAAUCUGAACAAGACACUGUUAUAGAAGAUGCUGAAGUUGUAAACAAAGGCGAAAAUAUUGACAUGGAGAUGCACUCAGAUAAACAGCCAAUGAAUGAAUCUGAACACAAUGAUGUAUUAGGUGUUAAACAAAACAAUACUAUGGAUUCAGAAGGGAGCUGUCUCUCGACAGACAGCUCCGACGUAGAAAAUGCACCAUUUGGAAUAAAUGUAAGGAGGUAUUCAUCUUCUUCUAGACUGCUUAGAGUCACGGCAUGGUGUAUUCGAUUUACAGAAAAAAUGAAAGGUCAUAUUUAUGAAAGUCAUAGUUUAUCUAGUGAAGAACUUAGAGAAGCUGAAUUUUUGUUGCUGUAUCAUAUUCAGAGGAAAUAUUACAAAGAAGUCCAUCAAUCAAUAGUAGACAAAAAGCCAAACAAUUUGGCAAGGCAGUUUGACAUUUUCAUUGAUGAAAGUGGAUUAUUAAGAUGCGGAGGACGUCUUGAACACGCUACCUUUUCUGAGGCAGCGAGGCACCCAAUAUUGCUCCCAAGAAAAGAGAAAUUAACCCACCUCUUAAUUGACAUGUUGGAUUAG
Mercenaria mercenaria is the source of this 1338-nucleotide messenger RNA. RefSeq lists its product as uncharacterized. Lineage: Eukaryota; Metazoa; Mollusca; Bivalvia; Venerida; Veneridae. The record is from RefSeq and is a predicted model, not a curated record. The transcript is spliced from 3 exons. Bases 1 to 1338 code for a protein of 445 amino acids.